Molecule: messenger RNA, 837 nt
Organism: Humulus lupulus (European hop)
Lineage: Eukaryota; Viridiplantae; Streptophyta; Magnoliopsida; Rosales; Cannabaceae
Product: peptide methionine sulfoxide reductase-like
Exons: 2
Coding region: 105-680 (191 amino acids)
Molecular function (GO): peptide-methionine (S)-S-oxide reductase activity
Source: RefSeq, a predicted model, not a curated record
CUUAAUUCGUUUGUCUGAAUCUAACCCAUUAUAACAACUACAUUCACUCGCCCCUAAUCCUCCAUAAAUUCGGUUCUUCUCUUAGUACCAAAAACAAACACAAAAUGGCGACUUCUGAGGUCAAUAAUCCGGCUCUGGCUCCGGACUCGGAUACUCCGAACGAUCCGAGUCAUGAGUUCGCUCAGUUCGGAGCUGGAUGCUUCUGGGGAGUGGAACUGACGUUUCAGCGAGUGAUUGGGGUGGUGAAGACGGAAGUCGGAUAUUCUCAGGGUCAUACCCCGGAUCCGACUUACAAGCUAGUUUGUUCUGGGACAACUAAUCACGUUGAAGUGGUUCGGAUCCAAUUCGACCCGAAAGUAUGCUCGUAUACCCAUUUGCUUUCGGUCUUUUGGGGUCGCCAUGAUCCCACAACCCUCAAUCGCCAGGGUGGUGAUGUUGGGGACCAAUAUCGAUCUGGAAUAUACCACUACAAUGAAUCCCAAGCUCGUUUGGCUCAAGAAUCAAAGGAAGCUAAGCAGUUGGAGUUGAAGGAAAAGCAGGUAGUCACAGAAAUUCUGCCAGCAAAGAAAUUUUACAGAGCAGAGGAGUAUCAUCAGCAGUAUCUUGAGAAAGGAGGUGGUCAAGGCUCAAAACAAUCUGCCGAGAAAGGUUGCAAUGACCCCAUUAGAUGCUAUGGCUGAGAAUAUUUCAAUAAGCCCAUAAAAUAAAGCUCAACUCAUAAUUUUCACUUCUGUGUCCUGUGAUUUAUGUUAUAUGUGUUGGAAUACUAUUUGUUUUAAUGCCUCUGUUUUGUAUGAAAUUCCUAUCAAUAAAUGCCAACACUGUUUUUGCAUUGAA